AUGGCCAUGACUUUGGACCGAGCCGAUUACGACCCCACGCGGACAGAUGUGCUGAUGGCGCCGGCCCACUUGUCGCAUGCCCGGUAUGUUCAAGAAGCUAUGCUGGUGGCAGACCCUGCUGGAAAGUUGUCGUUUCCACAAAAGAUCGGAUCCAGAACUACAAAGCGAUUGCUGUCCAAGGUGUCCAGGGGUCCACUUGGAUUGAAAUUCCGGAGAGGAAAUACACUCACGAAAUGCAACCGUUGUGUUGCACUUGGAAAUGAUCGAGAGGAUGUAAACAUAAUCGAUGGACGGCGGUACACAAAUGGCGAACUGCUGGCAGGUCAUCUGCGGAACGUGGGCUUGGACAGAGACUACAUUGCAUCGGAAGAAGUGGUAUCCGUUUGUAGGCCUAAUCACUCCGUUUUGAUCAAGAUGGAUGCAAUGUCGAAGGAGGCAACUGCUCUUCCAUUGUUACAUGGAAAAAACGCCAAGAACUUGUCGGCGCUCCACUCUCGAAUGCCAUACCAACUGCACAUGGCUAUAGUUUGUAGGCGAAGGGAAGGUAAGGUAUACAAAAAUUGUAUGCUAUAUCGCUGUUAGCCUUCUUAUAUUUUUUUUUAUUUCAGUGGAACCGUACCAGUUCUUGCAGGACACGAUGGGAUAUCUGGACGCAUACCUUCUGCCGUCUUCAACUGGGGCCGACCACAUCUUGAGCCUUCUUUUGGUGACCCUUUCAAACCUCGAUGUGCUUCCGCCGAAUAUAAUCGUAAAUUUGGAUAACGCUCCAUCGAAUAAGUCUAAGACGAUUUUGUAUGGAAUUUUGAUGAUGAUGCUCGCCAUCCCCGAGCUUUCAACAGUGACUUUGUUUUAUUUGGCGGUAGGCCAUACUCAUAACGAGGUAGGCAUGCAGUUCGUUACUUUGACUAGAAAUGUUUUCAGCUCGAUCGAAGAUUCUCGGUGGUCCGUGAGAAACUGAACAGCACGGACAUUACAACAACGCAUCAAAUGAAGGACGUUGUGAAGAGCUGUGGUGUCUCUACAAUCAUGGAUACCAUUCCUCUGUGGGCGUUCCGAGAAGCAUCCGAAUCUGUCCCUGCGAUUCCCAACAACAUCUUCUCGCAUCACGCGUUUCAACUGACCCGGACUGGCAUCGGAAUUGAGCUCCGAUGUAAACCAUUCAUCCGAAGUCACUCAUACGUCGAGCUGAGAAAGGCGGCCGGCACAAGGUUGGAAAUGACGGAAACAUCUUUAAUGUUACGGAAGGUAAGCAGGCUGGAAACACUUUUUCCCUACUUAUGUUUUGACUUUCCCCCUCAAACUGUUUCCGCCGCAAAAGCAGGCUGUUAGGCAUAGGCAUUUUAUUGUAUCAUUUCAAUUUGCCUCAUUGCCACGUAAACCCAUUGCACCACCAUUAAAUUUUACUGUUAUUGUCAAAAUACGAACAAAAAAGGGGGGAGGGGGCGGCCCGCUGCGCGGAGCGCGACUCCCGAAAAUAUAUGCAGGUUGAAAGACGUUUUCGCCUACUUAUUUUUUCUUUCAAAAUACCUUCCUUCCUAUGUAUAUGCAGGCUGAAAGACGUUUUCACCUACUUAUUUUUUUUCAAAAUACCUUGCUUCCUAUGUAUAUGCAGGCUGGAAGACGUUUUCACCUACUUAUUUUUUCAAAUGAAUUGUCUUUUGCAGUUUACCGCCGAGCCGUUGCGCGAAUAUAGAACACCCAAAAAAAGUAAGAUUUCGAAUCUAUGAGCGCCCCCGAGCCCGGCAACACCCUGCCAGAAGGCGCGAAACAAGUGAUUGUGUAGCAACCAACCCUUUUACUAGCUCUCCACGUCCAGUACAACAAUCCAUGGCCAAUGACAAUGACUUUUGAACAGGCCGUCACCACAGCGCAUCCGAAGUUUCCAGAUUACGUGGCGGACGUGUUAAACAUGUGCUUGUUUUACCUGGACAUGACUGAAGUAAGUGUUCUAAGUCAUUCUUUAGCCUACAAAAUGGUCGUGAGUUUAGUACAAAAAAAACCGCGUAUGUAGGCGUAGUAAACCGUUCGCCCACCUAAAAGUAGGUAAAAGCUACAUUUUGCCUACUAUGCUAAGACACUCAAAUCCCCCCCCCCCACACCAGUGCAGCCCUCACCUGUGCAGUUGCCACAAAAUGCCGUCCGCCAACCGCUAUGCUAUCGACAAAAAGCAUGGCAAAAUAUAUUUUGGGUCACCGAUGCCCUCUAUGCCGGAAGAGUGUAUACACAUUCGAGACAUGUAAAUGUUUGACAAUUCGUUUUUAAAAUGUAGUUUUACAAAUUUGUAAGAAGGUGUACGCCACCAGUAAAAACCUAAUGAAGCACGUGCGUCAUCGGCACAAUGUGACGCUUGAGGACAUUGGAACAGAACCAAUCAAAAUGAAAGAGUGACGGCGUAAGUCUGCCAUUUUUAUAAAUUGUAUAUUCUACUAUUGAUAUUGAUAAAGCAGAAAAACACAAUGUCUCUCUCUUGGAAAUUGGAAGUUGCAACGCAACCCACUCAAACGGCCUUUCGGUAAGUCUACCAUUUUUAUAACUCUUAUAUCGAUUCUACUGACAAACUAGUAAAAAAAUAACGCAUCCUUCGGUUGUCAUCUGUGCCGAUAGAUGUUAUAUGCCCAAGAGCCACUUGUGGUCAUGCCCACAAGUGCUACACUUUCGACAGAAGCAUCAGCCUGGAAACGGAGUUCGUGAUCUUUGUCAGAACCAGAGGCGAAGGAUUCAUUCUACAAUCUGAUUUAGAAUGGCUUUGUUAUCCAGAUGUGAGGAGACUGCUAAUGGGGAUGAGUAGGGCGAAGAGAGGACAAGUGAUUUUGGCCUGUGUGGACGAUAACAAAGCUCGCCUCAAUCCAACAACGACUCUGGAGGGACUGACCAACUACCACACUUUUCCUUUCCCUAUCGCAAGUUUAAUCGCUUACUUGUUCAUACUAUUUUACAUCAAAGUUUUUAAGUUAUAG
Molecule: messenger RNA, 2957 nt
Organism: Bursaphelenchus xylophilus (pine wood nematode)
Lineage: Eukaryota; Metazoa; Nematoda; Chromadorea; Rhabditida; Aphelenchoididae
Source: the annotation of a GenBank genome assembly